AUGGAUGAUGCUAUGUCCCAAUACAAUCAAAUGAUAACUGAAGGAUUACUCCCUGGUAUCAUAGUUUUCACCCCCCUUAUUAGUGGUUUUUGUUCUUGUGGCAAAUGGGAGAAGGUUGAUGAACUAUUUUCUGAGAUGUUGGAUCGCGGCAUCUGUCCCGACACAGUGUUCUUCAACACUGUUAUGGAUCACCUUUGCAAAAAUGGAAGGGUUAUAGAAGCCCAGGAUCUCUUCGACCUGAUGGUACACAUGGGUGUGAAGCCUUUUGUCCGUGAUUACAACACACUGAUACAUGGAUACUGUUUAGUUGGUAAGAUGGAUGAAGGGAGGAAGUUACUUGACAAUAUGUGCUCAAUUGGCUUGAAACCGGAUGAUUUCACCUAUAGCAUACUGAUUGAUGGUUACUCUAUGAAGGGAAGGAUAGGUGAUGCAUUGAUUGUUGUCAGGGAAAUGUUGGACAGGAAGGUUAAACCUUCUAUUAUCACUUUUAAUAUUAUGAUUGGUGCGUUGCUUAAAGGUGGCAGAAAGGAAGAAGCCAAAGAUUUGUUUGAUGGUAUCUGGGCCAAAGGAUUAGUGCCUGACGUUGUUACAUAUAGAUUAAUGAUACAAAAGCUUAUAGAAGAAGGUUCUCUACAAGAUUCUGAUGAUCUAUUCCUUUCUAUGGAGAAGAAUGGAUGUGUUGCCGACUCCCGUAUGCUAAAUGCUAUAGUUAGAAGCUUACUUCAGAAAGGGGACGUGCCGAGGGCUGGGACUUAUCUGUCUAAAAUUGAUGAGAGGAGGUUCACCUUUGAAGCUUCCACUGCUAGCUUAUUGACUUCACUUGCGUCAGGGGGGAAAGGCCAGGAAUAUAAGGAGUUACUCCCUGAAGAAUACCACUCUUUUCUGGAACAGGGCACUGGUUGAAACCAUUUCUAGAGAUUUUGCCUACAUAUUCUGGACUGCUAAUCGAGGCCUGAACUU
Molecule: messenger RNA, 960 nt
Organism: Triticum aestivum (bread wheat)
Lineage: Eukaryota; Viridiplantae; Streptophyta; Magnoliopsida; Poales; Poaceae
Product: protein Rf1, mitochondrial-like
Exons: 1
Coding region: 1-903 (300 amino acids)
Molecular function (GO): protein binding
Source: RefSeq, a predicted model, not a curated record